Messenger RNA from Nyctereutes procyonoides (raccoon dog), 3830 nucleotides. It is a transcript of the gene ZNF772, whose product is annotated as zinc finger protein 772. The record is from RefSeq and is a predicted model, not a curated record. Gene Ontology annotation, molecular function: DNA-binding transcription repressor activity, RNA polymerase II-specific; RNA polymerase II cis-regulatory region sequence-specific DNA binding. NCBI's taxonomy places the organism in Eukaryota, Metazoa, Chordata, Mammalia, Carnivora, Canidae. Bases 249 to 1643 code for a protein of 464 amino acids. Gene Ontology annotation, biological process: negative regulation of transcription by RNA polymerase II. The transcript is spliced from 5 exons.
UUCCCUUCUGGAGCGGACAUUUUGUUUGCUUUGGGAUUAACCCGCCAGGUCAGACUUCAGAUCACAGUGUCAGGCCUGAGUGACAGGAGAGAGCAAACGCGAGAGGGGGCGUUGUCUUCUAAACACAGGCGGGCCCACUGGCCGUUAAUGACCCCUUCCCAUCAGCGCGCCUUCCCCGUCCGCAGGUUCCGGUGGCGGCGGCGACUCUGAAAGACCUGGCGCAGGUUCGGAAGAACUCGGAAGUAAUUAUGGGCCCCGCACAGGGGCAGGUGAACUUUGAGGACGUGGCUGUAUACUUCUCCCCGGAGGAGUGGGGGCUCCUUGAUGAGGCUCAGAGGCUCCUGUACCGUGAUGUGAUGCUGGAGAACUUGGCCCUUAUGGCCUCUUUGGGAUAUGAAACUUCCAUGUCCCAUGGAUUUGCUUCACUGGAGCUGGGCAGCAAGCCCUGGGGAUCUGACUGGGCAGUUGUUACUCCAGCCAGGACCAGAGACACUCAGGGUUGUUGGCAUGGAACAGAGGGUGAGGAGAUAGCUUUUAAGCAGAACAUUUCUGUGGGAAUGUCACAGGUCAAGACUCCCAAGACAGGUCCUGCUACCCAGAAGGCCCACCCCUGUGAGACCUGUGGCCUGGUCUUGAAAGACAUUUUGUACUUGGCUGAGCACCAGAGAGCACACCCUGGUCAGAAAUCAUACAUGUGUGGGGCAUGUGGGAAACAAUUCUGGUUCAAUGCAAACCUUCACUACCAGAAGCAGCACAGUGGAGAGGAACCCUUCAGAGGAGUUAAGGGCAGCACCUUACUUGUGAACAGCUGCCCUGUCAAACCAUUGGAGAUGCCUUUUAUGCCAGGGAAAGGUUAUAAGGACUUGCCAACUAGCUCAAACAUUUUCCAGCACCAUCCCUCUCAUAGUAAGUGGAAGCCAAACAGUAAUGCCAAAUGUGUGGAUACCUUUCACAGUGGACAGAGGCAUUAUGAGUGCAGCGAAUGUGGGAAAACCUUCAGCCGCAAAGACUCACUUGUCCAGCAUCAGAGAGUCCACACUGGAGAAAGGCCUUAUGAGUGCAGCGAAUGUGGGAAAACCUUCAGCCGCAAACCUAUACUUGCUCAGCACCAGAGAAUCCACACUGGAGAAAUGCCAUAUGAAUGUGGCAUAUGUGGGAAAGUUUUCAAUCAUAGUUCCAACCUUAUUGUACACCAGAGAGUCCACACUGGAGCAAGGCCUUACAAGUGCAGUGAAUGUGGGAAAGCCUAUAGCCACAAAUCCACACUUGUUCAGCAUGAGAGUAUCCACACUGGAGAAAGGCCUUAUGAAUGCAGUGAAUGUGGGAAAUACUUUGGUCACAAAUACAGACUCAUUAAACACUGGAGUGUUCAUACUGGGGCAAGGCCUUAUGAGUGCAUUGCAUGUGGGAAGUUCUUUAGCCAGAGUUCUGACCUUAUUGCACACCAGAGAGUUCACAAUGGUGAAAAGCCUUAUGUGUGCAACGACUGUGGAAAAGCCUUUAGCCACAAACAUGUACUUGUUCAGCAUCAUAGAAUUCACACUGGAGAAAGGCCAUAUAAGUGCAGUGAGUGUGGGAAGGCCUUCAGGCAAAGAGCUUCUCUCAUCCGGCAUUGGAAAGUUCACACUGGAGGAAGGCCUUAGGAUGGCCGGGAAUAUACCAUAUUUCCUUGUUCAACAUAGUGACUGACAGAGAGAAGCUGUGAGAUUAGCCUUUGUGAGUAGCCAUCAAACCAGAAGUUGAACCUCCUGCAUUUAAACAUCCACUCUGUUGAGACUCCUGAAUGCCAGCUAUGUGGGAAUCUUUCUGGUGCAGUGUUGCACUUUGUAACCUCACCAGGAGCCUUGCCAGAAUUCUGUCACUGCCAGUGUCUCUGAAAAAACAAACAAACAAAAAAAAAAACAAAAAAAAAAAAAACAAGCUAUGUAUGGAAUGGCAGAGUCCCACAUUGUGCAUAAGUCAUCCCAACAUGUUCUAAUAGCCAGACCUCUGCUUCUCCUCCCUUCCCUAGAGGGAAUCAUCAGUACCUAGAGCCCAUUAAAAAUCCUCACUCCUUCCUGCCUUCUCCUCCAACUGGUUUAAGCAUGGACAUGACCCAGUUUUGGUUAGAAGGUUGCAAUUUUUUUUCUUUCUGCUGGUUACUUAUAGAGAAGAUUUCCAUUUUUCAUGGACUUUGUUGGUCUCAUUUUGCGCUCAUGAUGGAUUCGUCCAGCCUCCAAGUCCCCUACCUUGGAAAUUGCCAUAUCAUCUUUUUCUGUUUUUGCAACAAAUGCCUUAGUUUUAAACUACCUUUAGUUUGGAGGAUUCUGUUCGCUCUGUGGGUUGUAUUGAGAACAGAGUUGGGUGCUGCCAGCAUGAAGAAAGAGACAACUUUUGUGAGAGUUCAAAUGUUUCUCUGUGGUAUUAGCAGAAUGGCAAGGAACAACUCUCAUUUUAGUCUAACUUGCAUUACUGCUCAAGGACUCCUAUGAAUUAGGCCCAGAUUGCCGGGCCUAAUCUUUUGGCCUGUAUGCCAAGGUUUUUUGUGUGAUCAAGGUCACCCUGAGCAGUGGGCAGUUGUGACAACCUCUGGUGUAUCUGGGAGUGGUAUGAAUUGGUUCCCUUGUUCCAGAGGGAUGUUUCAUAUUCCCAUAUUCUCUUGAUGGGAACUUGACACACACAUCCUGCCCCCAGGACUUGCCAAUGCCCCUGAAAUCUAUUAUUUAGUAGGCAGACAUCACUGUCCCCUAAAAAGAUAGUUAGGAAUCAUAAUAGGCACAGAGAUACUGAUGAAUUGGGAGUUGGGAACAUACUGUAGAGAAUGUGACUUUUAUAAAGGUAAAUGCACAUAUGUUUCUAUCACUAUGGCUUUGGUAUGCAGGUUUACAGAAAUUCUCAGGAUUCCCGUAUUUGUGUCUCUUUUAUGGCUACAGUCACUGUCCUAGCAAUUUAAACAUUUUCUGCAAUAAACUGCACAUAUUUAUAGUAUACAGUUUGAUAAGUUUUGAUACAUGUUUGUAUCUGUGAAGCCAAGUUUUCUGAAUUGCCUUAUAAUCCCUCCUCCCCUUACCUAUUCCCAGGCAGCCACUCAUCUUGCUUUUUAACUAGAUUUUUGUUGCAUUUCCCAGUAUUUUAUGUAUAUGGAAGGAUUUAUGUACACAAGUAACACUUUAAUAUAUACUGUUACAUAUCUGGUUUUAACUGCAUAAUUGCCUUGUGAUUCAUCAGUUUUACAUGCAUCAGUAGUUCAUUCCUUUGCAUUCAUACUUUUGCUGAAAGUUCCAUUUUAGAGAAAGAGUUCUUUUUUUUUUUUUUUAAUGAUAGUCACACACACACAGAGAGAGAGAGAGAGAGGCAGAGACAUAGACAGAGGGAGAGGCAGGCUCCAUGCACCGGGAGCCCGACGUGGGAUUUGAUCCCGGGUCUCCAGGAUUGCGCCCUGGGCCAAAGGCAGGCACCAAACCGCUGCGCCACCCAGGGAUCCCUAGAGAAAGAGUUCUAAAUCAAGUGAUCCAAUAGAGAGCUCACAAAAAAACAAAGCCACGGUGUCUGUUAAAAACUUUUCCUGGAAGUGAUGUGUUAACAUUCCUGACUUAUCCUGUGAGUAGUACAGACUAAUCCCAGUAUAAAGUGGAAGAGGACUCCACAACUGACAAUACAAGAAGGUAGGGAUUUAUUUAUUUAUUUAUUUUUAGAAGGUAGGGAUUUCUAAGAGAAUCUUGGAUAGUGGUUACCACAAUCAUAGGGUUUUUUUUUUUCUUUACAUUUUUGGUCUUUUAAUGAAUGACAUUGACUAGUUUUAAAAUGUUAACCUUACAUUUCUAAGGUGAGCCCUAUUUGGUCAUCUUGAA